Amphimedon queenslandica is the source of this 768-nucleotide messenger RNA. RefSeq lists its product as uncharacterized. The record is from RefSeq and is a predicted model, not a curated record. Bases 16 to 645 code for a protein of 209 amino acids. The transcript is spliced from 2 exons. NCBI's taxonomy places the organism in Eukaryota, Metazoa, Porifera, Demospongiae, Haplosclerida, Niphatidae.
AUUACCAUUAAGCUCAUGACGUCAGUGGUUGAUGUUUUAACUAAUAGAGCCAGUGUAUUUAAAGGAGCAUUGAGCCUGAGGGAAAGCAGUUCUAGUGCAACAAAAUCACCAGUAAAAAUGGUCAAAUUUAUGACAGUUGGUCUGUUUGUGAGUAUCUUUUUGUUUGGGCUUGGAGUGGAGUCCUUUCCCUUAAUGAACUUGUAUGGCUAUGUACAUAGUCAGUUUGGUACUCAUUUGUACACAUACAACACAUCAAUAAUUGGAUAUGCUGUCCCUGGACGAAUUGGUGUGAAUAGCUACAGGUCGGAAGGAAUUGUCUGUCUCCUGGACUCAGAUAAUUCUGGAAUUCCCCUCUAUCACUACAGUAAAAAGGGCUCACCUGAAAAUUUGUAUACAACAAAUACAACAGAAACUGCUGGAGGUGGAUAUGAAUUUAAAGGGGUUGUUGGGUAUUGCUAUCAAACACAGGAGCCUCACACAGUUCCUCUCUACCGAUACAAGAAAACUGUGCGACUGGGUUUUACUGAUCACUAUUACACAACAGAUGCUAAUAAGAUUGGUCUUGUGACUCCUGGCACUACUGGAAGAGAUCAAUACACUUAUGAAGGAGUUGCCUGCUUUGUGUACAAUGUCAAGUAUCAUUGAGAACUCACCAAAUGAACUGCAUUUUUUUACUUAUUUCAAUGCUGCGUCAAUUGUUUUUAAGUUUGUCAUAUUGUGUCAUUUUUCAAAAAGAAAUUGUUGUUGACAAGUUGUCACAGAAUAGUA